AUGAUGAACUACGGUGGACACCCAUUCCACUCUCAACAGCCACAGCAGCCUCAACAGCAGCAACAUCAAGGUGUCCAGCCCCAGCAUCCGUUGGGCCCACAGCCUCAGCGUCAGCAUGCCCAGUCGCCUUUGCUAAACACGGGGCCAACGCUUCCCCAGCAUGGCAGUCCAUUCCCGGGCAGUAAGCCGAUCUUUCGGGCACAACCCCAACAGAACUUUGCUACCACGCAGUCCCCGGAUAUGCGCAAGAUGACUCCGACAUCGGGCUCGUUAGGUGGAUAUCCUAGUAGCAGUUUUGGCCAAUUUUCGGGGCAAUUUGCAGCGCAGAGCUCCCCGGAUCUCAUGGCUCGGAACCCAGAUCCCAUGGCGUUGCAAAAUAUCCAACGCGGUUUCAAUCCAAUGGCCCACCUCAGGCCGCAGCCGGGAAUGAGCCCUUCGACGGGCAUCACGCAUGGGCACCCUAUGAAUGUUCCGUCGCCGCAGCAGACCAUGAAUCGACUCCCUCACGCGGGCAUGCAGCAGCGAGAUGGUCAUAAUUCCGCCAGUCCGUCUAUGACUAACACGUCCAUGUUUGCGAUGAACCAACAACGACAGGCGCAAUCGCAAUCGCAGCCGCAGUCGCCUCAGCAAACUCAGCAGCAGUUGCAACAUCAGAUUCAGCAGCAGCAGUUCCAGCAGCAACAGCAGCAAAGAUUGGAGCAGCAGAAACAACUCCAGCAGCAGCGUAUCGAGCAGCAGCAGCAGCAGCGCUUGGAACAACAGCAACAGCAACGUCUAGAGCAGCAACGUGCGGAACAGCAACGCUUGGAGCAACAACGCAUGGAACAGCAACAGAUUGAGCAGCAAAAGGAAUUGGAACAGCAGAAGGCAGAAGAGCAAAAACUAAUCGAGCAACAACAACGACUGGAACAACAGAAGCAGCAUCAACAGCGAAUGGAGCAGCAACAAAAGCAGCAGUUGGAGCAACAGAGAUUGCAAAAAUUGCAGCAGCAAACCCAGGCGCAUAAUCCAUACCAACAGCAAUCCCCCUUCUCCCAACAUGCCCAACCUCCGUUCCAUCCAUCCCAAUAUCAGCAGCACCAAGCUCAAUCCCAGCAUCAAUACGCUGCACACCAGCCGCAGUUCUCUCAGCCACAGCAGACCCAAUUUCAGCCGUCUCCACACCAUGCUCAGUUCCAGCAUUACCAGCCAGGAACACACUCGACGGCCGUGCCUUCGUCGCAGCCAGCUGUUCCAGUCAUUCCUACAGUUACGGAGAGCCCGGUAAUGAAGACUGAUGAGUCGAGCCCCACGCAGAAGAAGAAAGCUAAACCUAAGAAGGCUGCCCCGACUCAACCUCAACCUGUUCAAACUCAGCCCCAACCCCAUUCUCAGCCUCAACUCAAUGCCCCUCUGUCUGUUCCCAAUUCUGUGCCGACACAGCCCAACGGACAGGCGCAGGUUCCUACCGUUGCAGCAACUGUGGGUGAUCAGAUUGCUACCCCGCCUCCGAAGCGUCGUCGCGGACGGCCUCGGAAGGAGGAAGUUGCGGCCAGGCUCGCUGCACAGGCUGCUCAAAACGGCGAGUCUAUCCCGGGCGUUCAAGGGCAGGCUUCAUUCACGGCAAACAUGACACCGACAGUUCCAGGCUCCGCACCACAUACUACAACCAAGGGCACGCCUAUUUUGGGACCAGACGGUACUCCUCUGAAGCGGAAACGUGGACGUCCUCGCAAGGCCGAUCAAAUUGCAUGGGCAGCUGCCACAGGCCAGCCCUUGCCAACACCCAAACCAAGGAAACCAGCAUCAGCUAAACCGAAAGCGCCUGGGACAGGCCGACCACGUGGAAGACCUCGCAAGGCUGAUGUGGCCGCUGCGGCUGCGGCUGCAGCAGCAGCCGCCGCUGCCGGCGACCAAACACAGGCAGAAGUCAAUCCCCAGUUAGGCGAAGGAACAGAUACAACGAGUGCAUUGAAACGUGCAACGACUUCAAUCGAUGACGAGUCACGCAAACGGCCAUGCCCAACCCCACCGCAGAUGCAUCAAGGCCAGCCCUUGCCGCAACAGCAGCAGAACCUUCACAUGUUCCCACAGGGUCAGCCUUCGCAAUCCCAGCCAGGUCAGCAGCACCUUGGCCAGCCGCAAGUUCAGCACAUGCACCAACAACAGAACCAACACAUGUCCUCUCAGGCUGGUUCUCACCUGCCACACAGCCAAUCUCUAUCCCAACAGCCCGGUCAGCCGUUGUCCAUGCCACACAUGCAAAUGCAUCACCAUUCUCCUGUUCACCCCCCGCGCCCUCUCCCUCACCAACAAUACCUCCAAUCUCCGAUGCAGCAACAGAUGCAGCACCCGAUGUCGUCCGAGUCCCCCGUCCACGGGAUGCCAGGACAACAGCGCAGACCUCCAAUCCCGCAACGAAGCCAGGCCCCUCCCCCGCCUGCCCCGCAACAUGAGCACCAGCACACGUUCCAAAUCCAGAUGCAGCCCCAACCGACCUAG
Messenger RNA from Penicillium paradoxum, 2481 nucleotides. RefSeq lists its product as uncharacterized. Bases 1 to 2481 code for a protein of 826 amino acids. The record is from RefSeq and is a predicted model, not a curated record. The transcript has a single exon. NCBI's taxonomy places the organism in Eukaryota, Fungi, Ascomycota, Eurotiomycetes, Eurotiales, Aspergillaceae. Gene Ontology annotation, molecular function: DNA binding.